AAAAUCAUUAAAAGUAUAAAAAAAGAAAUUGUAAAAGAUAUACGGACCGAUAUACGCGUAUAUACGUCAGAAUCGUUGUGUUGUUGUUGCUAUUAUUGUUGUGGCUGCUACUUCUGCCAUUUUCUGUGUGUGUGUGUGUCUGUGUGUGGUUGUCUUGUUUCGGCCGUUCCCGUUGCCGACAUCUCCGAUCGUCGUUUUGGUCGUCUGUCUGUUGCUUUUAUCGACGCGUUUCUUUCGGAAUGUUUUUUCUUGCGUACAUGUGACGCAGCCGCCGCCGCCGUCGCCGCGAUUUGUACGAAAAGCGAUUUGUUUGUUGUGACAUUCGCCCGCCCCGACCCCCGGCCGGCCCUUUUCCAGAUCGGUCAAUGAAGUUGUGCCGCACAGAGUGGAAAAUUUCCGAAACACAGAACUGAAGAGAGCAGCUGGUAAAAUUGGCUGCAGCCCAUCAACAAAUUCGUAGGUAAAAGAGCUCUUAAACCCCUGCGGUCGGUCUACAGUCGGAAGCCUUUCGCACCGAAUGCCGAGAUUCUUGGAGCUGCCGCAGUGGACGCGCCCAAACACCCACAGCUCAAUGCAACUGCGCCGGUACAGGCGUCUGCAAAUCAUCAAAUAAUAAUCAGGCCAUAGCCCAAAACCCCUAAGAAAUUCUUUACGAACUGCCAAAGGACACGGCGCCAAGAUGAGCUUCAGUUCGGCCAGCGGCCGCGAGAACAAUGUGCGCAAAUUGUCCUUUUUGGGCUUCAAUACCAAGAAAAAGUCCGGCAAUGAGGAUCCCGAUGAAGUGCUGCUGGACUCGGAAAUGGACAAGGUCUUUGCCGGCUCAAGUGCGCGCAAAGAAAAGUUCGAUGUAAACACGUUCCAGGACAACAGCCAGCAGCCGAUUGGUUCGCGGAAAAAGAGCAUACGCACAAAUGAUCUGAACAUUGAGGAAGACUCGGAAUACGAGAGCCAAACUGAACCGUUGAAUAAUGCACAAAACUAUGAUGAUAUACCCGAAGAUUUUCCGCUAGUCUCCGAGCGUGCUGGACACGGCGAUCACUCGGACAAUUCGGCUGACGAGAAGCACGUCCAGUUCGGUGAUGCCAAGAAGAAAAUUGUCAUCACCCCGCCCAGUCUGAGCUAUGAUGAACAGCCCACGGACCAAUCGCACGAACGUAAACGCAGAAAAAGCCGCCAUCAGUAUUAUAGACAACGUAAAUUCUCACAUCAGGACAGCGUGGAACCCAAAAAGACACUCGAGGAGAACGGUGAUGCAGGUGCGCGUAGGAUCUCUGUGCAGCCUGAGGACACGGCAUUGGAGACAAAUGCCGAAACGCCGGCCACACAGGAAGCUGAUCUCAAUGAGCUGAGAUCACAUCGUUCGGAUGAUCCGCGCGCCCUGCGACGCCACAAGAUACAUCACUCAUCCAUCAAGCUGCGCGAAUUGCCGCAGAUAACAAUUUCACCAUUUCAAAAACAGAGGCCUGAGGUCGAUCACAGUCCACAUGAGAUCUUCGUGCAGCUGGACGAGCUCACGGGCGUGGGCGAUGACCGCGAAUGGAAGGAGACUGCGCGCUGGAUCAAAUAUGAGGAGGAUGUGGAGGAGGGCUCCGAUCGCUGGGGCAAACCGCAUGUUGCCUCUCUCUCAUUCCACUCGCUGCUCAAUUUGCGUCGCUGCCUGGAAACGGGCGUUGUCCUGCUGGACCUCAAUGAAAAGGAUUUGCCCGCCGUUGCCUAUCGCGUUGUCGAGCAGAUGGUGGUCGAUGAUCUUAUCAAUAUCAAUGACAAGCCUUCGGUUAUGCGAUCGCUGCUGUUGCGCCAUCGCCACGUGAAUGAGCAUCAGGGCGUAUUGCCCUUCACCAAGCGCAAGUACAACAGUUACACGAGUCUGCAGCAUCUAAUACCCAAAUCGCUACUUUGGAUGGGCGCCGAGGCUUCACAGCAGCUGCAACAGCAACAACAACAACAGCAACAACUACAACAACAACAACAGCUACAACAAUACCUACAACGAUCUGCCAAGGCGAGACGCAGCAUCUGUGUGACCUCCAGUGCGCCGCCAGCGGCAAUGCUCAAUCUGGGCGCCAUAGAUCAUCGACGACACUCGACGACAUCGUAUCUGGGUAACCUCUCGGGCGGCACCGAUGACAAGAAGAUCAAGAUUAUGCCGGCCAGCGAGAUUGGAGGCAGCAAGCGCAGCAAUGAGCUUAAGAUUGACAUGAAGGACGACAUGUACUCCUCCUCGCAGGAGGACCUCAAGAAGCUGCAAAAUGAUACCAUACUCAAGCGCAUACCUGCUGGCGCUGAGGCGACUACAGUUUUGGUGGGUGCCGUCGAGUUCCUGGAACAGCCGACAAUUGCCUUUGUCCGUCUCUCGGAGGGCGUGCUAAUGCCCACGCUGACGGAGGUGCCGGUGCCGGUUCGCUUUAUGUUCGUGCUGCUGGGACCGCGCAACUUUGACCUGGACUACCAUGAGGUGGGUCGCUCCAUCUCCACGCUGAUGGCCAAUGAGCACUUCCAUGCCAUUGCCUACAAGGCGGACGAUCGCCGGGACUUGCUGUCGGCCAUCAACGAGUUUUUGGAUGAUUCGAUUGUGCUGCCGCCGGGCAACUGGGAUCGACACGAUCUGCUGCCCUUCGACGAGCUGAAGGCCAAGAAAGACUGGAUACGCACGCGCAAGAUUAAGGCGCUGCAGGUGAAGCGCGACAGCGAAAUGAUCAAAAUCGGUCGCGACGAGGAGAAGGUGCUGCUGGAGAAACAAGCGCUUGGUGCCAUCACCGGGCCAGGCGGCCCGGGCGGCGAUGGAGGCGACGAUGAUGACGACGAUGGCAAAAAGAAGAAGCCCAGUCCCAUGGACAAAACGCAUCGGCUGUGGGGUGGCCUGCGCAACGACCUCAAGCGCCGCAUGCCCAUGUACAAGAGCGACAUACUCGAUGGACUCAACACGGAAACGCUGGCGGCGACCAUCUUCAUGUACUUUGCCUGCCUAUCGACGGCCAUCACAUUCGGCGGCCUGGCCUCGGCCAAGACGGACAGCUGGAUUGGCAUCUCUGAGACGCUGGUCGCGUGCUCCUUUGUUGGCAUUGUCUUCCACUGUUUGUCCUGCCAGCCGCUGGUCAUCAUUGGCACCACCGGACCGCUGCUGCUCUUCGAUGAGGCGCUGAUGGUCUUCUGCACGGAGAACAAUUUUGAUUUUCUGUCGCUGCGCGUCUACGUGGGCAUCUGGCUGAUCAUUAUAGCGCUGUGCGUGUCCGCCUUUGAGGGCAGCGUCUAUGUGCGUCUGCUGACACGCUUCACCCAGGAGAUCUUCUCGGCUCUGAUCACGCUCAUCUACAUUGUGGAGACCAUGAUGAAGCUAGUGUCCAUCUACAAGCUCAAUCCGCUGCUGGCCGACUACAAUCUGCCGCCGCCAACGCUGGUCGAGCACGAGAGCGCCACGAAUGCCACAAAUUUCAAUAUGAGCGUUAGCCUAUUGAAUGCCAGCACCACGCUGGCACCUCCGACGCCCAAAUUGCCUAUCAAUCAACCAAAUACGGCGCUCUUCUGCACCAUACUCACGCUGGCGACCUUUGUGGUCGCCUACUAUCUGAAAUUGUUUCGCAAUUCGCAUUUCCUGGGCCGCAAUGCGCGACGAGCUCUUGGCGAUUUUGGUGUGCCCAUUUCCAUAGCCAUAUUCGUGCUGGUCGAUUAUCUGGUGCCGUCGGUGUAUACCGAGAAGCUGGUGGUGCCCGAGGGCCUGUCGCCCAGCGAUCCGACGAAACGCGGCUGGUUCAUUGGAUUCAACACAUUCGAGACAUGGGUGCCGUUUGCCUGUGUGGUGCCCGCCCUGCUUGUCUAUAUACUGAUCUUCAUGGAGUCACAGAUAUCCGAGCUGAUUGUCGACAAGCCGGAGCGCGGCCUGAAGAAGGGCUCCGGCCUACAUUGGGACAUUGUGCUGCUCUGCCUGUUGAACACCUUCUGCGGCCUCUUUGGCAUGCCCUGGCAUUGUGCGGCCACUGUGCGCUCCGUAACCCAUGUCUCCUCCGUCACGGUGAUGUCACGCACACACGCACCUGGUGAAUCGCCGCGUAUUAUCGAUGUGAAGGAACAACGCUUGUCCGGCUUCUUUGUGUGCGUCAUGAUUGGGCUGUCGGUGCUGAUGUCGCCCCUGCUGCGUCUUAUACCCAUGGCCGUGCUCUUUGGCGUCUUUCUCUAUAUGGGCGUGGCCUCCAUGAGCGGCGUCCAGCUCUUCGAACGCAUACGACUUUACUUCAUGCCGGUCAAGCACUAUCCGCCCACGAACUAUGUGAAGCGUGUGCGGCCCUGGAAGCUGCAUCUGUUUACCACCAUACAGGUGCUCUGCCUGGCCGUGUUAUGGGCGGUCAAGUCAUCUAAAUUCUCGCUGGCCUUCCCGUUCUUCCUUAUACUCAUGGUGCCCAUACGUCAACAAAUGGCGUCGCUCUAUAAGCCGGAGGAAUUGCAAGCGUUGGAUGGCAGCGAGGCGAAGAACGACGAAGAUGAGCCCGAUUUCUACGAGCAGACCAACCUGCCUGCCUAGGGGUUGUGCAGCAGCAACUGGAGUUGGGUAAUAGCCAGGCUCAGUUUUAGGCCAAAUUUAAUUAGUCCUUUAAUAAGUAUUCAAAGUAUUAAAGCCAAGCCGCGUUCCCAUAAUACAAAAUCCAACAAAAACAAGAAAAUACAAACGUAUGACGAAAUUCUGGUGAUCGUGUUAACGAACUACCUGCAUUAGUAUUUAGAGAGAAGGAUUGUAUAGCCUAAAGUAAAACACACACACACCUGAAUACCUAUUAGAUUGUAAGGAUUGCAGCUGGCCGCAGACAUCUAUUGAUUAGGGCCCGGUCAAAAAGGAGGAGUGCCGAGAACUCAAGAGCGGGAGGAAACGUUGUACCUAAAAUGAAACAUGACAUGGUAGGGCAAAUGUGGCACAUAUUUUGCCAUAAAGAGCUAAGAACAAAAGAAUAGAGUAUUCGUAAUUACCUACCGAUAAACGAUAACCGAUAACAGAUGACCGAUUAUUUGUUCGAUUCUGUUCAAACAAGGAAAAGACUCCACUUCGUUAAGCAUUAGGUGAGCACUUUGGAUCCUCAUUAAUUAUGCCUUAUGACAAGAUGUUUGCUUAGUGAAAAAUAUUUAUGAAAACAAAAGGAAACUUUGCAUCACACAAACACAAACAAAAACAUAUUUAUUUGGUUUUUCUCGUUGAUUAUUUUCUCGUCUCGCGCGUAUUAUUAGCAAUAAAUAUUUUGCAUAUACAUAUAUUACAUACAUAUAUAUAUAUAUAUACAAACAUAUAUAUUUACAAUAAUAAACUCGGUUUAGUCUCAUCGAAAGAGCAAUGAA
Drosophila virilis is the source of this 5319-nucleotide messenger RNA. The record is from RefSeq and is a predicted model, not a curated record. NCBI's taxonomy places the organism in Eukaryota, Metazoa, Arthropoda, Insecta, Diptera, Drosophilidae.